CAAUAGAUAUCCUUAAUUAGGUAGUCGCUAUUUUUUGCCGGUCUCGGUGUAGUUAAGUUCUGUCAUAUUAUCCCGUGAGGAGAAGCAGUACUCUACUCCACUUGCGUUCAGUAUUCGGCUGAUAAGGAUUGAAGCUAUUCGCAAGUAAAUUCCACAAUAAAAAAGUAAAAAUGUUGGCGAUGCGAGGUGCACUGUUUUCCACCGCUAAGAACUGCAGCGCUGUGCUGGGUUGUCGCAGCAAGCACACCUUGCCGGAUCUGCCGUACGAUUUCGGGGCGUUGGAGCCGGUUAUUUGUCGCGAAAUCAUGGAGCUGCACCACCAGAAGCAUCAUAACGCGUACGUUACGAAUCUGAACGCGGCCGAAGAGCAACUGCAGGAUGCCGUGGCCAAGAAGGACGUCUCGAAGAUCAUCCAGCUGGGCAACGCGAUCAAGUUCAACGGUGGCGGUCAUAUCAAUCACUCCAUCUUCUGGAAAAAUCUCUCUCCGGAUCGCAGCGACCCGUCAGCGGAGCUGCAGAAGGCGCUUAACCGCGAUUUCCAAAGCAUGGAAAAUUUCAAAAAAGAAAUGAAAGCCGCUGCCGUCGCCGUGCAAGGAUCCGGCUGGGCCUGGUUGGGGUACAACAAGAAGAGCAAGCUGCUCCAAAUCGCCGCCUGCCCGAAUCAGGAUCCACUGGAAGCGACCACUGGACUCGUUCCCCUGUUGGGUAUCGACGUUUGGGAGCAUGCUUACUAUCUGCAGUACAAAAACCUAAGACCGAACUAUGUCGACGCCGUGUUCGAUGUGGUUAACUGGAAAGACGUUUCCGAGCGGUUGGCAAAGGCACAAUAAGCGACCGAUAUAAUUAGCGCAGCGAUACGAUCGUUUUGUUGUUUCUCUAAGAGUGUAGGAUCCCCAUCAUGAAGACCGGCGAAACAAUAGCAAUGAGGCGUUUUCAAAAAUGUACCCAAUCUGUGCACCUUAACUAACCUGUGAAACGAAGCUAGAAGCUAUUCGAAAUAAAAUUAUGAAUCAUUAGGCAGUAUGCUUUUAUGAAUGCCAUGCAACUAAGUUUUAUGUUUUCUUUCGUGAGUGCACUUUGACUGGAAAACUACAGAGGAUGUG
Anopheles nili is the source of this 1103-nucleotide messenger RNA. It is a transcript of the gene Sod2, whose product is annotated as superoxide dismutase [Mn], mitochondrial. The transcript is spliced from 4 exons. Gene Ontology annotation, molecular function: superoxide dismutase activity; metal ion binding. Gene Ontology annotation, cellular component: mitochondrion. NCBI's taxonomy places the organism in Eukaryota, Metazoa, Arthropoda, Insecta, Diptera, Culicidae. Bases 171 to 830 code for a protein of 219 amino acids. The record is from RefSeq and is a predicted model, not a curated record. Gene Ontology annotation, biological process: superoxide metabolic process.